Molecule: messenger RNA, 1930 nt
Organism: Limanda limanda (common dab)
Lineage: Eukaryota; Metazoa; Chordata; Actinopteri; Pleuronectiformes; Pleuronectidae
Gene: cyp20a1
Product: cytochrome P450 20A1
Exons: 13
Coding region: 110-1498 (462 amino acids)
Cellular component (GO): membrane
Molecular function (GO): oxidoreductase activity, acting on paired donors, with incorporation or reduction of molecular oxygen; heme binding; monooxygenase activity
Source: RefSeq, a predicted model, not a curated record
GAGCCCGGACAGUGUGUUGACGUGGUGACGCUAACAGAGUUUAGGUGGAAAACAUCCAGAUGUUCACGAGUCAAAGUCACUGGAACUGUUCUGCUGAACGUGAGCAGUCAUGCUGGACUUCGCCAUCUUCGCCGUCACGUUCGUCAUCAUGUUAGUCGGCGCGGUUCUCUACUUGUACCCGUCAUCCAGAAAAGCCUCUGGCAUCCCAGGUCUUAACCCUACAGAUGAAAAGGAUGGCAACCUGCAGGAUAUCGUGAACCGAGGCAGUCUGCACGAGUUCCUCAUGAGUCUGCAUCAGGAGCACGGGUCUGUGGCGUCGUUCUGGUUCGGUGGUCGGCCGGUGGUCAGCCUGGGCGCCGUGAACCAGCUGCAGCAGCACAUCAACCCCAACCACACCACCGACUCCUUUGAGACGAUGCUGAAGUCGCUGCUGGGUUACCAGUCAGGGAUGGGAGGCGGGGCCACUGAGGCCAUGAUGAGGAAAAAGGUGUAUGAGAGCGCCAUCAACAACACACUGGAGAACAACUUUCCUCUCGUGCUCCAGCUGGUGGAGGAGCUGGUCGCAAAGUGGAAGUCGUUCCCAGUGGACCAGCACACCCCACUGUGCGCCCACCUGCUGGGCCUGGCCAUGAAGACCGUCACUCAGCUAGCUCUGGGCGAGCGCUUCAAAGAGGACGCAGAGGUCAUCUCCUUCAUCAAGAACCAUGACGCGAUCUGGUCAGUAAUCGGAAAAGGCUACUUGGACGGCUCCCUGGAGAAGAGCACCAGCAGAAAAGGACACUAUGAGAAAGCUCUGUCAGAGAUGGAGUCUGUGCUGCUGUCAGUGGCGAAGGAGAGAAAAGCCCAGAGAAAGCAAAAGGCGUUUGUUGACGCUCUCCUUCAGUCCAGCCUCACAGAGCGACAGAUCAUGGAGGACUGCAUGGUUUUCACUUUGGCUGGAAGCGUCAUCACUGCCAACUUGUGUAUCUGGGCACUUCACUUCCUGUCCACCUCAGAGGAAGUCCAGGACAAGUUGUACCAGGAGCUUACAGAAGUUUUUGGUUCGGCUCAAGUUUCUCUGGACAAGAUCCCUCAGCUUAGAUACUGCCAGCAGGUCCUCAAUGAGACGGUGAGGACAGCCAAGCUGACCCCGGUCGCGGUUCGGCUUCAGGAAGUGGAGGGCAAGGUUGAUCAACACGUCAUCCCCAAAGAGACUUUGGUGAUUUAUGCUUUGGGAGUUGUCCUGCAAGAUUCUGACACAUGGAGCACCCCCUACAGGUUCAAGCCAGAUCGCUUUGAGGAGGAUUCAGUCAGGAAGAGCUUCUCUCUGCUCGGCUUCUCGGGGAAUCAAACGUGCCCAGAGCUCAGGUUUGCCUACACUGUGGCCACCGUCCUGCUCAGCACGAUGGCGCGGCAGCUGAAGCUUCAGAAGUUGAAGGGACAAGUCAUGGAGGUCAGAUCUGAGCUGGUGUCCACGCCUAAAGACGAGACCUGGGUCACCGUCAGCAGGAGGAGCUAGAACUCGUCUUUAAACACCGCCGGUGGGCAGAAGAGCUGAAGAGUCCAAUUAUUAUUUUACGUGACAGUAAUUAACACUAAAAUUAGCAUCAAUCUUGAGGGACCUUUCUUAAUUUGGAGGAUUUUUAGCACUCCAGUUGCACCACCACUGUUUUCCUGGUUGAAUUAUUUUUUCAGCCGAAGCCUGAAGCACAUCAUUACCCUCUCUCCCCACAGAUCAACUCUGCACUUGUUGAAAGACUGUUAAAAUAUCAGUAUUUUAAAUAUUCUAAAAUACACUUUAUGCUGCCAGAUGUUUGUUUUUUAUAAAUCCAAGUACAAGUGCCUUGAAUCAGAGGGAGGUGUUUGUCUAUUAACAUAAGCCACAUUGUCUUUAAACAUUUCAUUUCGUUUUUUGUAAAAACAUCUGAAAUAAAUUAAAUACAUAUGAAGA